Molecule: messenger RNA, 1308 nt
Organism: Blastocystis hominis
Lineage: Eukaryota; Bigyra; Opalinata; Blastocystidae
Exons: 4
Coding region: 1-1308 (435 amino acids)
Source: RefSeq, a predicted model, not a curated record
AUGAAGGGCUUUCUGCGGGACUUCCGUAAUCAGCGUAUUUCUUCCCCGCGGUUCUGUCGUAGAUCUGUCGGCGGCGCGGCGGUCGGAGCUGGAAGUGGAACUGGGGAAACUGGCGGACGGGAUCGCGCAGCUGCAGGGCGAGGUGCGCUCGCGCACGAUUUCGAGCCGCACGGUUGGCGGGAGCGCGCUGCGCGCUGCGGAACCGCGGGGAUUGCGCGGACGCGGGAGCGGCGUGUUGGAGGGAGGGACGAUGGUGAACCGCGACGGAGUGUCGAGACGCGUGUCCGGAUUGGCGGGAAGCGACGCGCAGCAGGCGGCGGCGAAGAAGGGGCUCGCGGUGGCGCAGCUCGAAAAGUCCAAAACCCGGCUUUGUCUCAAUAUCCGGUCACGUGCCCAAUCCAAGGACGCCGCCACCGCAGCCAAGGGAACCGCGGGAACCAUGGGAACCAUGGGAACGCAAGCAACCGCGGGAUCCAUGGGAACUGCAGGGAGCGCGGGAACCAUGGGAACCGCGGGGAACCUGUCGACCAGUCUGGUGCGGCGCAGCGCGGGCGUUUCGGGACAGGGGAAUCGUGGAAACGGCGGUUCGGCCCCCAAUGCGGUUUCAUCGACGGUUUCAUCGACGGUUUCAUCGACGGUUUCAUCGAGUCGGGGGAGUCUGGGGGCGGGCGGCCAUCGCGCGUCUGCGGUGCCCGCGCGGUCAUCUUCGCCCUCGUUGACCAAACCGCCGUCCUCUGCGUCGUCGUCUUCUUCGUCUUCGUCGCUGGUCAAGCCUGCGGCCACGCUGGGCUCCCAGGCGCGCUCGGUGGCCAGCAACGCGGCGACUGCUCCCUCCAAUGCCGUGGGCUCCGUCCAGGGCUCCGUCCAGGGAUCCGUCCAGGGAUCCGUCCAGGGAUCCAGCGCCUCGGUGUCCGUGAAGCUGCGCUCGCCCGGCGCGGGGAAGCCCGUCACGCUCGGCGAGGUGCGGCGUUCCCGCGAGCGGACCUCUUCGCCCGCCUCGCCCUCUUCGCCUUCUUCCUCCUCGGCGACGGCCUCGGCGACGGCCUCGGCGACGGCCUCGGUGGCGACGCAGCCCUCGACGACGCAGCCCUCGGCGACCCCUCAAACGCAGGAGAAGACGGUGAGCCCGUCGCUGCGGCUGAGCGCGCGGUCCAACGUGGCGCUGCCGGCGAUCCGGUCCUCUCUGGGCAAUGCCCUGCCCGGAGACUGGGACGCGCUGCAGCGACGAUUGGACGCCAUGGAGGCCAAACUCAGCGUGGUCGAACGACUCUCCGUGCAGAUGGCGCAGCUCACGCAGACCGUGGAUAG